Molecule: messenger RNA, 1145 nt
Organism: Equus caballus (horse)
Lineage: Eukaryota; Metazoa; Chordata; Mammalia; Perissodactyla; Equidae
Gene: FDX2
Product: ferredoxin 2
Biological process (GO): positive regulation of oxidoreductase activity; P450-containing electron transport chain
Cellular component (GO): mitochondrion
Molecular function (GO): 2 iron, 2 sulfur cluster binding
Source: RefSeq, a predicted model, not a curated record
AUGUUGAAGAUGAGCCCCUCCUCUCUGUCCCCAGGCCAGAUCACGCGGAGCUGGCCUCCCUUUGGCCCAGAACUGGGAUCUAACAGCUCCGUGCAGAUCCCUGCCCCUGCCCACCAGCCGGUAAAGCAGAGCGGCCUGGUUCUUGGGACAAACAGUGGGCCUGGGUGGCAGGUCUGGGACGGCCGGUGGGCCUUGGUGCGCCCAAGGCUGCGCAGCGCACGUGCUUCACACGCCCCACCCAAACGGCGGCGCUUAUAUUCGGGUGAUUACGGGCUCUGGGCUCGCGUAGCCGCGAGUGCGCAUGCCCAGCGCCCAGGUCACGUGCUGCCUGUCAUGGCCGCCUCCGUGGCCUGGGGCGGGGUGAAUGCUGGGUUCCUGCUGCGGGCGGCCAGGGGCGCCUGGGCGAGCCGGCCCGGGGGCUUUUGGGGGCUCGGCGAGGCGGCGGCACCGGCGACAACCAGGACAUUCCGGGCGACAGGUUCGCGCCCGGCGGGGGAGGAGGAAGCCGGCGGCCCCGAGCGGCCCGGGGACGUGGUCAACGUGGUGUUCGUAGACCGGUCAGGCCAGCGGAUUCCGGUGAGCGGCAGAGUCGGGGACAAUGUCCUCCACCUGGCCCAGCGCCACGGGGUGGACCUGGAAGGGGCCUGUGAGGCGUCUCUGGCCUGCUCCACCUGCCACGUGUACGUGAGUGAGGACCACUUGGACCUUCUGCCGCCCCCUGAUGAGAGGGAGGACGACAUGCUGGACAUGGCGCCCCUGCUCCAGGAGAACUCCCGGCUGGGCUGCCAGAUCGUGCUGACCCCCGAGCUGGAAGGGGCUGAAUUCACUCUGCCCAAGAUCACCAGGAACUUCUACGUGGAUGGCCACGUCCCCAAGCCCCACUGACACGGGCAGCUGCCCCUUCUGGGACACCCAUGGCGCCACGGCCAGGACUGGAGGAAAGGCCACGUUGCGAGCCCAGCCCAGAGCACGGACAGGCCUGAGAGAGACGUCGGAAGCACCCAGGAGGCCACAGAGAUGUGUGUCCGGCUCUGGUGGGGACAGGGCCCCCGCUGGGGCCGCCUCCCCCAAGCUCCCGAGAAUGGGGGUGUGGCGAGCGGUGGAAUCCAAUGGGAGUGUCAAUAAAACUUCCUCACAGACCUCCA